AAUCCAAAAUCAAAGCCCCACACUCCCAAAUCCCCGCCCACAAUCCCAAUGGAUCACUCCAAAAAAACCGACGGCGACGGCGACGCCGAUAGGAGCACGGCGGCGGGGGCGGCGGCGACGGAGGAGGAAGAGGCGGCGUCGGUGGAGAGAAUAUUCGAGAGACAGGAUGUGCCGACGUGGCGCGGACAACUGACUUUCCGGGCGUUCUUCGUAAGUUUCGUCCUCGGGAUCCUCUUCACGUUCAUCGUGAUGAAGCUGAAUCUGACGACCGGAAUCAUCCCUUCCCUUAACGUCUCCGCCGGCCUCCUCGGAUUCUUCUUUGUCCGUACGUGGACGGCGUUUCUAGAAAAAUCUGGACUCCUCCGGCAGCCCUUCACCCGCCAGGAGAAUACUGUUAUUCAGACCUGCGUUGUCGCCACUUCCGGCAUUGCCUUCAGCGGAGGCUUCGGGAGCUAUCUCUUCGGCAUGAGCGAAACCAUCGCGAAACAAUCGACGGAAUUAAGCGAUCCUUUGAACAUCAAGAAUCCGUCGCUGUCCUGGAUCAUCGGAUUCCUCUUUGUCGUCAGCUUCUUGGGCCUCUUCUCCGUUGUCCCCCUUCGAAAGAUCAUGAUCAUCGAUUUUAAGCUCAUUUAUCCGAGUGGAACUGCGACCGCGCAUUUGAUCAAUAGCUUUCACACUCCUCAGGGCGCAAAACUAGCGAGGAAACAAGUUCGAACUUUGGGGAAGUUCUUCUCCUUUAGCUUCCUUUGGGGUUUCUUCCAAUGGUUUUUCACCGCCGGCGACGGCUGUGGGUUCGUCAACUUUCCUACAUUCGGCCUCCAAGCAUUCGAGAACAAAUUUUACUUCGAUUUCUCGGCAACAUAUGUUGGUGUCGGCAUGAUAUGCCCGUACCUCGUCAACGUCUCGUUGCUACUCGGAGCCAUCCUUUCGUGGGGUAUAAUGUGGCCGCUCAUCGAUAAGAAGAAAGGAGAUUGGUACCCGGUUAGUGAAGCGUCCGGCCUCCAUGGCUUGCAGGGAUACAAGGUCUUCAUUGCGAUCGCGAUGAUUCUUGGCGAUGGCCUUUACAAUUUCGUCAAGGUCCUCAGCCGAACUUUUAUAGGGAUGUACGGCCAAAUUCGUCAAAAACACGCCGGGCAUGUCCUUCCCGUCAAUAACCAGUCUCCCGAUUCGAACGCUGCAACUUCUUACGACACGGAGCGUAGAACCGAGCUUUUUCUGAAAGACCAAAUCCCGACGUGGGUCGCCAUCGUCGGCUACGUAAGCGUUGCAAUUGUCUCGGCUGCGGUGCUCCCGCACAUCUUCCGCCCUCUCAAGUGGUACUACAUCGUCGUGAUAUACAUAUUCGCGCCGGUUUUAGCGUUUUGCAACGCGUACGGAUGUGGCCUCACCGACUGGUCUCUCGCAUCAACUUACGGGAAGUUAGCGAUUUUCAUCGUCGGGGCGUGGGCUGGGUCGCAUAAUGGGGGUGUCCUCGCCGGAUUGGCGGCUUGCGGGGUUAUGAUGAACAUCGUUUCGACGGCGUCCGACCUGACGCAGGACUUCAAGACCGGGUACAUGACGCUGGCGUCGCCGCGGUCGAUGUUCGUCAGCCAGAUCAUCGGAACGGCGAUGGGUUGUGUGAUUUCGCCGUCAGUAUUUUGGCUAUUCUACAAGGCUUUUAAAGGAAUAGGCCAGCCGGGAACCCAGUACUCCGCGCCGUACGCGCUCGUCUACCGCAACAUGGCGAUUCUCGGAGUCGAAGGGUUCUCGGCGUUGCCUUCGCAUUGUCUUACGUUGUGCUACGUCUUCUUCGGUGCAGCGAUCGCAAUUAACGCCGUAAGGGACAUCGUCGGACCGAAGUGGGCGCGGUUCAUCCCGCUUCCGAUGGCUAUGGCGAUCCCGUUUUAUAUCGGUGGGUACUUUACGAUCGAUAUGUGUAUCGGGAGCUUGAUUCUUUUCGUUUGGGAGAAGAUCGACAAGGCCAAGGCUGAUGCUUUCGGACCGGCUGUAGCGUCGGGAUUGAUUUGCGGAGACGGGAUAUGGACGCUGCCGAGCUCGAUACUCGCCCUCGCCGGGAUAAACCCGCCGUUGUGUAUGAAGUUCUUGUCGAGUAAGGACAAUGUAAGAGUGGAUAGCUUCUUGAAAGGUUCUUGAUUGAUGAUGAUUCAAGAAGCUCUUUAAGACACAUCCAUCCUCUCCUGUUGGCUUCUGUCCAGUUCGUGCAGUUUGUGUUAUACGUUGGAGUGUUUGAUCUUAUGGAACGUUAUUGAAUUUGCAAUAAUUUGAUGUAAUUAGUCAUUUUA
This is a messenger RNA of Andrographis paniculata, 2282 nucleotides long. Its product is annotated as probable metal-nicotianamine transporter YSL7. Gene Ontology annotation, molecular function: oligopeptide transmembrane transporter activity. The coding region runs from base 49 to 2133 and encodes 694 amino acids. Gene Ontology annotation, cellular component: membrane. The record is from RefSeq and is a predicted model, not a curated record. NCBI's taxonomy places the organism in Eukaryota, Viridiplantae, Streptophyta, Magnoliopsida, Lamiales, Acanthaceae. The transcript has 6 exons.